Penicillium digitatum Pd1 is the source of this 615-nucleotide messenger RNA. RefSeq names its product protein transporter TIM23. The record is from RefSeq and is a predicted model, not a curated record. Gene Ontology annotation, molecular function: transmembrane protein transporter activity. Lineage: Eukaryota; Fungi; Ascomycota; Eurotiomycetes; Eurotiales; Aspergillaceae. Gene Ontology annotation, biological process: protein import into mitochondrial matrix. Gene Ontology annotation, cellular component: TIM23 mitochondrial import inner membrane translocase complex; mitochondrial inner membrane.
AUGUCCAUCUGGGACUCCCUCAGCGGCCGCAAGCAAACUGUGCCCGAUGCCUUCGACCCUUCAACCGCGCAAGAUGCCACAUCCUUCCUCUCUGAGGUCGCUAUCCCCGAUCCCUCUCGCCUCCACCCCCUGGCUGGUCUGAACCAGGAUACCCUCGACUACCUCUCCCUUGACGACUCCGCCCUUGACCAACUCCCCGGCUCCCGAUCGGUGUUGCCAUCCCGUGGAUGGUCAGACGACCUUUGUUAUGGUGCCGGCACUACCUACCUUGUUGCACUCACUACUGGAGGCGCAUGGGGGCUUGUAGAAGGAUUGAAAAAGACACCAGCUACGGCAGCACCGAAAAUUCGUCUUAACAGUGUGCUCAACUCGGUUACCCGUCGCGGUCCAUUCCUCGGAAACUCGGCCGGUGUUGUGGCUAUGGUUUACAACGGGUUCAACUCGGGCCUCGGAUAUGUGCGCGGCAAGCAUGACGCGUCUAACAGCAUCGUCGCCGGCGCUUUGAGCGGCAUGGUCUUCAAGAGCACACGCGGACUUAAGCCUAUGAUGAUCUCUGGCGGCAUUGUGGCUUCCAUUGCUGGUGCCUGGGCUGUGACACGAAAGGCCUUCUUCUAG